AUGCACAAGCUCCUCCUCACCGCAUGCACGCUGCUCCUGUGCGCCACACGCGGCUCAGCCCAAGCCUGCGCGGCACCCAACAGCAGCGUCGCGCUGUCGAGCACCGCAUCCGCGAUCCUGAAUUCCAGCUCGCCCCCGCAGCUCUACCUCACAUCCGGCGGGCGCAACCGGAGCUACUACAUCCAGCUGCCCACGGGCUACACGCCCAACCAGGCGUAUCCGCUUGUGCUGGGGUUCCACGGCUCGCAGAGCAUCGGGCUGUAUUUCCCGCUCGACACAAAGAUGGAUGAUGCGCGGUACUCGAAUAACAAGAUCAUGGUGUAUCCGGAUGGCGUAGGCGGCAGCUGGGCGGGGCCAUCGUACCAUAAUGGGACGAGCGUAGAUGAGGAUAUCCAGUUUGUGGCUGAUGUGAUUGCAAAUGUCAAGGCGCAGUUUUGCGUGGAUGCGGAGAGGGUGUUUGGUGUGGGGUAA
Exserohilum turcica Et28A is the source of this 471-nucleotide messenger RNA. Its product is annotated as carbohydrate esterase family 1 protein. NCBI's taxonomy places the organism in Eukaryota, Fungi, Ascomycota, Dothideomycetes, Pleosporales, Pleosporaceae. The record is from RefSeq and is a predicted model, not a curated record. The transcript has a single exon. Bases 1 to 471 code for a protein of 156 amino acids. Gene Ontology annotation, molecular function: feruloyl esterase activity.